This is a messenger RNA of Polistes canadensis, 1026 nucleotides long. Its product is annotated as RNA polymerase II degradation factor 1-like. The record is from RefSeq and is a predicted model, not a curated record. The transcript has 3 exons. NCBI's taxonomy places the organism in Eukaryota, Metazoa, Arthropoda, Insecta, Hymenoptera, Vespidae. The coding region runs from base 1 to 1026 and encodes 341 amino acids.
AUGGCUAAGCCGAAAUUGGUAUUUAUUUUAACAUUAGCUACUAGCACUGUGGUGUUAGCUCAAACCGAUAACUCAACUCGUUCGGUUCGUGCUCCUCAAGCUGCACAAAUCAACUACGAUGAUCCAAGCGGUUCGAAAGUGAAUUGGAAAUUUUAUGCACCAUACAAUCAACAACGCACUCACCUGGAGAAUCCUCAACGAACUCAACGAGCCGAGACUUCGUUAACUCAAGCGCAAAUCCCAUCAGCACCAAGUCAACAACAUCAUCAACGUCUGGUCCAGUCUCAUCAUCAACCAACACCAAUAUCCAAUUUAGUAUCAACACAACCGGAAUACAAAUCAUAUGCAUCGGUACCAAUACAUAUUAAAGAAUUGAUACUUCAAACGUAUCAACCACAACGACCAUACGUUGACCCAUCUUCAUUUAUUUAUCAGCAAAGUGAACAAUUAUCACCAACAAAACAAACCAAUUCACGUGCUGAUAUUUCUCAUUCCAAUCAAUACGAAUCACCUGCUAGGAAAUAUCAAACAAUCGAUGACAACAGAUCAGCAUCUACGAAUUUUGAUUACAAUCAUGAUGGUUUACCUAAAUCAUCUCAAGAAAGAAUUGAUUUUAAAUCAGAUUAUGAUCAACAUACACAAAAUACUGAACAAUUUCAACACCAACAGGAACAAAUUCAGCAACAACAGGCACAAAUACAGCAACAACAACAGCAACAACAGCAACACAUUAUUGGUAUUACUGUACCGGUUGAAACUAUGCCAGUUCAACCGGCACCUAAAUUGGUCAUCGACAAGAACAUGCCGCAAGAAAUUCAACAGUUGUUACAUUACCAAGCUCAGAUACCCUAUGAUGUCAUAGCUAACAGAAUAACUUACAGACCUAAAACCCUGUUCAUUCCUAAACCGAUUCCGGACGACUCUAAAGGAUCAUAUUAUUACAAAAGUAAGAUUUAUUUCAUGAAGGAUGAUAACAUUGACGAAAUUGAGAACACCAAACCGGUCGAGGAAAAUCAACACCAUUGA